Messenger RNA from Seriola aureovittata, 3372 nucleotides. RefSeq names its product transmembrane emp24 domain-containing protein 9. The coding region runs from base 20 to 691 and encodes 223 amino acids. Gene Ontology annotation, cellular component: endoplasmic reticulum; COPII-coated ER to Golgi transport vesicle; Golgi apparatus. The transcript is spliced from 5 exons. The record is from RefSeq and is a predicted model, not a curated record. Lineage: Eukaryota; Metazoa; Chordata; Actinopteri; Carangiformes; Carangidae. Gene Ontology annotation, biological process: endoplasmic reticulum to Golgi vesicle-mediated transport; Golgi organization; intracellular protein transport.
GUUUCCUCCCGGUGUGAAGAUGGUGUCUGUCAGGAUGCAGCCGUGUGUGUUGUCGGUUUUACUCCUCAACGUAUUCUACAGCUUCGUGUCCUCUCUGUACUUUCACAUCGGAGAGACGGAGAAGAAAUGUUUCAUAGAGGAAAUCCCGGACGAGACGAUGAUCAUCGGCAACUACCGGACUCAGCUGUAUGAUAAACAGAGGGAGGAGUACCUGCCGGCCACUCAGGGUCUGGGCAUGUUUGUGGAGGUCAAAGAUCCUGAUGACAAGGUUAUUCUGUCUCGUCAGUACGGCUCAGAGGGAAGAUUCACCUUCACAUCACACACACCUGGAGAACACCAGAUCUGUCUGCACUCCAACUCCUCCAAGUUCUCCCUCUUCGCUGGAGGCAUGCUGAGGGUUCACCUGGACAUCCAGGUCGGCGAACACGCCAACAACUACGCUGAGAUCGCUGCCAAAGACAAACUGACGGAGCUGCAGCUGAGAGUCCGACAGCUGGUGGAGCAGGUGGACCAGAUCCAGAAGGAGCAGAACUACCAGAGGUACCGUGAGGAGCGUUUCCGUCAGACCAGUGAGAGCACCAACCAGCGGGUCCUGUGGUGGUCCAUCGUCCAGACCCUCAUCCUGGUGGCCAUCGGCAUCUGGCAGAUGAGACACCUCAAGAGCUUCUUCGAGGCCAAGAAGCUGGUGUAACUUUUCUCCUGGAGGAGAGUCUGAGUGUGUGUGUAUGUGUGUGUGAGAGAGAGAGAGUGUGUGUGUGUGUGUGUGUGUGUGUGUGUGUGUGUGUGUGUGUGUGUGUGUGUGUGUGUGGUCUCUACUGAUUGAUGCAGUACUGAGCGGCGGUCGCUGCCGUCAGAGAGAAAACUGCUGAGGAGACGGGGACGCAGACAAAUCCACCUGCACGAUUCGGCUUGAAAACAUCUUUAUUAUUAAUAUUAUUCUCAUUGUUAAUGUUCUGACUGUUUCCUCGCCCGCCCUGUUUGUAAUGAGCCCCUCACAUUUGCAGUAGACUAUCAGGGGGGAUGUGAAUCUAUUUAUUACACAGGCCGAUUUGUUUCGGGAGCAGGAAUCUGGUUUUACCUUUUCGAUCUGGACUAGGUUUAGUCUCUGGUUCUCCUGUUGACUCCAGCAGGACCAGGACAAAGUAACUAAACCAGUCCACGUCUACCAGGCAGUUAGAGUCAUGUUUUCUAUUAUUCAUUUGCCCUUUUUCUUUCUUGUUACUCGGUGUGAGUACUUGACGUGUUACUGGCCACUAGAGAUGUUCAGAAAUAAAAGUCAGGUUUACAUGAACUUCCGUUUGAAGCUGUUCGUUUGCUCCUCGACCUCUGAGUGACAACUGAAAUCAUAAUCUGGAUUCAUUUGUGGAACAAUUCAGUGAUGUAUUUUCUGAAUCCUCCAUCAUCCGAUCAGCUAAUUUUCAGCUGCAGCAAAACUAAAAUAAAAGAGGGUGAAAUUUAAUCAGUGAUCAUUAAUUGCUACUGCCAAAAUCUCAUUCUCUAUUUUAACAACAUACUCGGUGCAAGAGGCUUUUAGUGUUUAUACGGAGGAUUAUUUUUCAAGCUCAAAUGCCAAAUAUUUGUUGGUUAAAGCUCCUCAGAUAUGAGGGUUUGAUGUUUUUCUUGCUCUCAUAUUGUUAGUAAGUUAUGAAAAAACUUCUAAUGACGUAACUUUGUGUUGUUGGUCCUUUUUUUCUGAAAUGCAGAAAGUAAUUGAUAAAUUGAAAAAAAAAAAUGGCAGAUUAAUCAAUAAUGGAAAUAAUCACUAGCUACAGCCUCAAUACUGUUAAUACUGAGAUGAGCACUUCAGUAGUUUCUCUUUCCUCCAGUGCUGUUUCUGUUUGCUCAGUCUGCUGCUGCCCCGAUAAACUGCCCCCACCCUUCAUGGGAUUCAUUUGGGGUAAAUAUCUGAGGACUUGCGCGACGCCUCGUCCUCGGGGAGGGCGGGAAGUGCAGCCGACGUGCAGUUAAAGCCAGUACGUCACAGCUUUUAAUCACGUCGGGGUCGCCAGCCGCUCUGUUCGGCUCGCGACUUGUUCUGUCACAUUAUCAGAGUUUUGGCUUCAGUACCGACGUUCUUCAUCACAUGAAGAAGGAUUGAACAACACCAGGUUUUACUUUGACCUGUGAUGUCACCAAGCUUCACCUGAUCUUUCAGGAGCCAGUUUGUACCGACUGGAAUCCCUGUUUUAAUAUUCCAGCUAUUUCACGAGCCACGCUGAGAAUCUGUGAGAAGCUCAGAUUUAAAAUGACAUUUUUUACAGUGACUUCUGAUGCUGAAGGGAAGUUCCCAGAGCACAGGGUUUGGUGUAAAUACAGGUGAAGGAUCGGUUCCAGUGGUACUGAGGCAAAGUUUGAAGAAACAGUUUGGUGAAUGUGGCGACGCUGCUCUCGGCUCUUUCCGCUGAGCCUGUUUUAUUUUCUUAUUUCUGCCUGGCUCAGUGAAUUUCUACCAAAAGAGACAGUUUUCUGUUUGUUGCCGUGUGCGUUUUAGUGAAGCUGCAUUUUUUCCAAGUGUCCAAACUGAAUGUAAGCGUCUGUUGAUCUGACUCUGGCUGGGUGUGGGUCUGCGGGUGGAGGUGGUGACGGAACAAUAUUCUGAAUUUCCUGGUAUUUGACAUUUGGCAUCAGAUAAAAGAAUUUGCUUGAUAGUUUUUUUCUCGUUGCAUCCAACACAGUCCAGAGACGCCUCAUUUGUUUGUAUCAUUUUCAGUUGACUGUGUUAAAGGAGAGUCUUGAUGCUGUGUCUCCUGUAUGAAAAGGUCAGCACUCGAACACAACACUGUUCCCACAGUUUCCCUGUUCGUUUUACUGAUUUUAAAAACCAAAUUGUCAAAGCCGCACGUCUGGUGAAGAAAAAUCUGAAAACCGCCUCAGCACUGCUUCGCCGCCAGCUCCUGUAACUGGUUGGAUGAUCUUUACCUCGAGGUUUUACCCGCUUCAGGUGUAGAACAACAAAAACACACAAAUCACAAACUGUCGUAGAAAAGCUGACUUUACGUCCUCAGACUGCGCAAAAUCCAAGAACACUGAGACCUGAGCCGCUGAAUCCUCGGCCUGGUCACUGUGGAAUAAAUAAGAAUCCGAGGAGUAAAAAUGCCUGAAAACGUCAGUCAGACAGUUUAUUUUCUUCAGUUUUCAGUAGUUUGUUGCUUUUCUUUUUUUUUUUUUUUUUUUUCUCUGGUGGUUUGUGAGAAACAGUUUAUGUUGCUGGUAGCUUUCAGAUGAAAUGUUUCUCCGGGGUUAGAUUUUGAAUCAUUGCUAAAAGGUUUUAGGCUGGAAGAGGGGCUUGAAUUUAUUUUAUUUUUUAGAGAGAUUCUGUCCAUGUGAAAUCUGUCUAUAAUUGCACUCGAAAUAAAGUUUUGUCACAUUUGG